This is a messenger RNA of Prunus avium (sweet cherry), 1303 nucleotides long. Its product is annotated as F-box protein At2g05970-like. The record is from RefSeq and is a predicted model, not a curated record. NCBI's taxonomy places the organism in Eukaryota, Viridiplantae, Streptophyta, Magnoliopsida, Rosales, Rosaceae.
UCUUUAUACUCUGUAUCCUAAUUCAAAUAGGAUUUAUAUCAUAAGCGCCACCUAUAAAUACAUGUAAAUACUUGGGAAUCAUAUCCCAAUAUCAUCUUCAUCAGCAGCAACCGCUAUGGCUUAUACUUAUUCCACCAAAAGGAGGAGGCUAAACUAUUCAAGCACAACACCAAAUAAGUGGGUUGAUGAGCUCCCAACUGAGCUGUUAGGGUUGAUAGUGAAAAAGCUCGCUUCUAAUUUCAUGGACAUCAGUCGCUUCAAAGCCGUCUGUUCUUCUUGGAACGGUGCUGCAAGAUCGUAUACCUCCGCCCUGUUGCCUCAAUAUCCAGGGCUCAUGUACCCCUCCACGCGAUGGGGUUGGAAUGGGAAGGGCAUAUGCUUCUUCAGCCUUGCAGAGAAGAAGGUUUACAAGACGGAAGUGUCUCAAGGCUUUCUUGGAGUCGUUUCCUUUUUGGGUUCAUCACAUGGGUGGCUGGUGAUGGGGAACGUGGCUUGCAAAUUCGGUGAAAUUCGUCUUUUCAAUCCAAUUUCUAGAAAAAGCAGGACGCUUCCUCCCUUGCCGCGCGGGUCUCCAAUCAGUAAAAUUGUGCUUUCCUCGGACCCCUCUUGCAACAACAACUUUGUCGUUGUGAUAAUUCAUGAGACCUUGAACGUACCGACAAGGCUAGCAUUCUAUCAGCACGGCGGAGGAGGAGAAAACGCUAAUGCAUGGACUGUAUUAGAGGGUUCACAUGAUCAUUAUUUUGAUAUCCUACUCCGCAACAAUGGUCAUUUAUUUGCACUGUCCAAAGACCACUCAAUUCAAGUUUGGGACUUCGGGGACACCUAUAAUAAUAAUAAUCCCACGAAGAUCAUGCAUUUUCGACCUUCCAGGGCUCAGAAUGGUAUUCAUGGAACCUUGAUGGGGAAAAAAAAAUGGUUGGUGGAGUCAAUGGAUGAGCUUUUGCUUGUGCAGCGGGAAUGGUUGGGGAACAAUAGCAGAGGAGCAGAGAAAUUUGAUGUCUACAAGUUAAACAUUGCUGCGAAAACGUGGGAGAAGGUGGAAUGUUUGCGUGAUUGUGCUUUAUUUUUGGCCAAAAAUCAACCGGCAAUGUCAUUAUCCACCCAGAAAUUGCCAAGAUUGAAAGAAAACUCGAUUUACUUUGCAGAUGAAUAUCACGAGUUUUCACAUGGUGAUAUUAUUGAUAUUCAUGUUCGAGGAGUAUUCAACUUUGAAACUAAAGUUGUUAAGCAAUACUGUAUAACUGGAGCGCAAAACUAUGGUUAUUCACCAGCCGUUUGGAUUGUGCCUAGUCCUUGGUGA